AUGCCUGCACCCUUAAGAAAUCACUUAUUUUCUCCUCCUAAUAACUUAUUCUUCUUCAACUUAUUUCUUUCAAUAAACUCUCUUUUGUUCUCAACUUGUCAUUCCAUUGAUGCACAAGGCCAAGCUCUUCUCACAUGGAAGAACAGUUUAAAUAUCUCCACAAAUGCCCUCAAAUCUUGGAAUUCUGCAGACAAAAGUCCUUGCAAUUGGUUUGGAAUACACUGCAACUCGAAAGGCGACGUGACCGAGUUAAGUUUGAAGGCAGUGGCCUUGCAAGGUCCAUUGCCUUCAAACUUUCAACAACUCAAAUUCUUGAAUAUCCUUAUUCUCUCAUCCACAAAUCUCACAGGAACUAUCCCAAAAGAGUUUGGGGACUAUCUCGAGCUGGUUCUCAUUGAUAUCAGUGAUAAUUCUAUCACUGGUGAGAUUCCAGUGGAACUUUGUAUGCUAAACAAGCUGAAAACGUUAUCUCUCAAUUCAAAUUUGCUAAAGGGAAUUAUACCUUCUGAUAUUGGCGACCUUUCCAAUCUCAAGUCUCUUACGCUCUACGACAAUCAGCUCGAUGGUGAAAUCCCGAGAAGUAUAGGAAAAUUGAGCAACCUCGAGAUAUUCAGAGCCGGUGGGAACCAAAAUCUCAAGGGUGAGCUGCCUUUGGAGAUUGGAAAUUGCACUAAUUUGGUAAUAGUAGGCCUUGCUGAAACCAGCAUUUCUGGGAGACUGCCAUCAUCAAUAGGGAUGCUGAAAAGGCUUCAAACACUAGCAAUUUACACAUCUCUACUGUCAGGUCCCAUUCCUGAAGAGAUUGGCAAUUGCAGUGAUUUGCAGAAUAUCUUUCUGUAUCAAAAUUCCAUCUCGGGUUCAAUCCCCGUGCUAGUGGGGAAACUGAAAAGGCUUCAGAGUCUGUUAUUGUGGCAGAACAGCAUGGUCGGUACAAUUCCAUAUGAGCUCGGAAGCUGCAGUGAUGUAACAGUCAUAGAUUUAUCCGAGAAUCUGUUGACAGGCAGCAUCCCCACAAGUUUUGGAAGUCUUUUGAAACUUGAGGAGCUACAGCUAAGUGUCAAUCAAUUAUCAGGUACUAUACCUACUGAGAUAUCAAAUUGCACAGCACUGAAUCAUUUGGAAGUUGACAACAACGAAAUUUCGGGAGAAAUUCCUGUUCAAAUAGGCAAAUUAAAGAGCUUGACUCUGUUUUUUGCCUGGCAGAAUAAUUUAACUGGCAGUAUUCCUGAAUCUUUAUCCGAAUGUGAGAAUCUCCAAGCUCUUGAUCUCUCUUACAACAGCCUCUCUGGUCCAGUGCCACAACAGAUAUUUGAAUUGAAGAAUCUGACUAAAUUGCUGUUAAUUUUUAAUGAAUUGUCGGGUUUUAUUCCGCCAAAUAUUGGAAAUUGCACAAAUUUGUAUAGAUUAAGGUUGAGCAAGAAUAGGCUGGGGGGUACUAUUCCAUCAGAAAUUGGAAAUUUGAAAAUUUUAAAUUUCCUCGAUAUGAGCAACAACCACUUCAUGGGAGGCAUUCCUCCCUCAAUAUCUGAAUGUGAAAACCUUGAGUUUCUUGAUCUCCAUUCGAAUUUACUUACCAGUCCUGUGCCUGAUACUCUUCCCAAAAGCCUGCAAUUCGUGGACAUUUCAGACAAUCGACUAACAGGUUCAUUAGCUCCUGGUAUUGGUUCACUAACUGAAUUAACCAAACUUAAUCUUGGGAAAAAUCAACUUUCUGGCAGAAUUCCAGCGGAGAUCCUUUCCUGCAGCAAGCUACAAUUGCUAGAUCUCGGAAACAAUCGUUUGUCGGGUGAUAUACCUAAAGAAUUGGGUCAGCUUCCAUCUCUUGAAAUCUCUCUCAACCUCAGCUGUAACCAACUUACAGGUGAGAUCCCCACAGAGUUUUCAAGCCUCGAUAAACUAGGAAUCAUCGACCUUUCCCACAACAAGCUCUCAGGGAAACUAGACAUUCUUAAAAGCCUUCAAAAUCUUGUCACCCUCAACGUGUCAUUCAAUGAGUUCUCCGGAGAAUUGCCUAAUACGCCCUUCUUCCGCAAACUGCCUCUGAAUGACCUGGCUGGAAAUCAAGAUCUAUACAUCUCUGGUGGAGUAAAAACUCCUGCUGACAGCAUGGGGCCUCGCGAGCAUGCCAAAUCCAUGAUGAAGUUUGCAAUGUCAAUCCUUGUUAGCAUCAGUGUAGUGCUUGUGCUACUAGCAGUUUACAUAAUAACUAGGACCCAUCUGGUCCACAGUGGAUCCACUGAAGUUGACAAUUGGGAAAUGACGUUUUAUCAGAAGACGGACUUCUCCAUAGAUGAUAUUGUGCGAAAUCUUACAUCAGCCAAUGUCAUAGGCACAGGAAGCUCCGGGGUUGUGUAUAGGGUGACAGUUCCAAACGGGGAGAACCUAGCAGUAAAAAAAAUGUGGUCAUCGGAAGAAUCAGGCGCUUUCAGUUCUGAAAUUAGGACACUUGGAUCAAUCCGACACAAGAAUAUAGUGCGCCUUCUGGGUUGGGGUUCGAAUCAGAAUAUGAAACUGCUUUUCUAUGAUUAUCUUCCAAAUGGGAGCUUAAGCUCACUUCUUCAUGCCGCUGGAAAGGGAGGAGCAGAAUGGGAGACUAAAUAUGAUGUUGUCCUAGGUGUUGCACAUGCACUUGCAUAUUUGCACCACGAUUGUGUUCCCCCUAUCAUGCACGGGGAUGUCAAAUCCAUGAACGUGCUGUUAGGCCCCCGAAUGGAAGCUUACCUAGGAGACUUUGGGCUGGCAAGGCUUAUCAACAACGAUAUUUGUACUGAUAUUUCGAAGCAGAAUCAAAGGCCUCAGCUAGCUGGUUCUUAUGGAUACAUGGCUCCUGAACAUGCUUCUAUGCAACACAUCACAGAAAAAAGUGAUGUGUAUAGCUUUGGUGUGGUCCUGCUAGAGGUGUUGACGGGAAGGCAUCCGUUAGACCCCACAUUGCCCGGGGGUGCACAUUUGGUUCAAUGGGUUCGUGACCACUUACAUAGUAAGGGCAACCCAGUUGAUGUUCUAGACUCGAAGCUGAGAGGGAGAGCUGACCCUCAGAUGCAUGAAAUGCUGCAAACACUAGCUGUUUCAUUUCUCUGUGUCAGCAUCCGUGCUGAUGAUCGCCCAAUAAUGAAGGAUGUUGUGGCUAUGCUCGAAGAAAUUAGGCACGUGGAUCCCAUAAGAUCAGACACUGACUCCUUGAAGGGAGAUUUAUCAGCUCCUCCCAAAUCAUUUCCUACUAAGAAUGUGAUUUCACAAGGAUCCACUAGCUGCUCUUUUGCAUUUACUGAUGAUUCAAUCUGUUCCAACGAAGAUAACAAGAGCACAGGAAAGACAUGCAAUAAUCUACAUUGGAAAAUUGAAUUGUCGAACUCUUCCAAAGCCCUAGCAGCAGAUUCUGGAAGGGCGAAAAGGACAUUAGCUAUGCCUUUUGGACCGUUCUACACCACCAGAUUGCAGCCAAAAUUUCCCCAAAUCCCCCAUCAUUCACCGCCGCAGCGGUGGCGCUCAUGCACAGCAACAGCUGCUACAACACAGCGUGAUUUCCCCAAAUCCCCCAUCAUUCACCGCCGCAGUGGUGGCGCUCAUUGCACAGCAAUAGUUGCUGCAACGCAAUGCAGCAGCGAUGUUGUUGAGUGCAGCGCCGUUUACACCGUGGAUAGCUACGAUGUGCCGUUCACACCUGGUCUCGUGGAGGCUGACUUUUGGCAGAUAGUAAGGAGUCUGGAGAGUAAAUGA
Messenger RNA from Fraxinus pennsylvanica, 3720 nucleotides. The record is from the annotation of a GenBank genome assembly. NCBI's taxonomy places the organism in Eukaryota, Viridiplantae, Streptophyta, Magnoliopsida, Lamiales, Oleaceae.